AUGGCAUUUUCGUUAAGGAUACCAAGGUUAUUAGGUAGUUCAGAUACAGAAAAGCCUAAACCUAUCUCUAAGAGGCCCCCAAAUACUGCAUUCAGACAACAAAGAUUGAAAUCUUGGCAACCAAUACUUACACCACAAAGCGUAUUACCUUUAUUAGUAUUAUUUACUUGUAUUUUCACACCAAUAGGUGUUGGGUUAAUUAUAGGAACUUUACAUGUCCAAGAUAUCAUAAUAGACUAUACAAAAUGUGAAACAUUGGCAAAUUUAGAUAGUUUUACCGAAAUACCUUCAAAAUAUGUUAAUUACCAUUUUAAGCAAGAAACAUCUAUAAAGCCAGGAUGGCAAAUACAAGAAAAUUCUGAUGGUCAAAGAAGUUGUCAAUUGCAAUUUGAAAUUCCUAAUGAUAUAACAUCUUCUGUUUAUGUGUUUUAUAAACUUACAAAUUUUUUCCAAAAUCACCGUCGAUAUGUAACUUCUUUUGAUAGAAAUCAGUUGAAGGGUAAAGCUGUUAAAAUAAGUGAAUUGGAUGAAAGUUGUAGACCUCUACGAGAAUUUGGGGAUAAAGCUAUCUAUCCUUGUGGUUUAAUUGCUAAUUCUAUGUUUAAUGACACUUUCGCUAAAUCAUUGAUUGGAGUAGAAGAAACUACAGAUUUCGAGUUAACAAAUAAGGGGAUAUCAUGGAGCAUAGAUCGUAGUAGAUUUAAGAAAACUACAUAUAAUGCAUCAGAUAUCGUACCUCCUCCAAAUUGGACAAAGCUAUACCCAGAUGGAUAUACAGAUGAAAAUAUUCCAGAUUUACACUCUUGGGAAGAACUUCAAGUUUGGAUGAGAACUGCAUCUUUCCCAAAUUUUUAUAAGUUAGCAGCUAAAAAUGAAACUUCAGAUUUACCAAAAGGUCAGUAUAUAUAUAAUAUCGAAUCAAAUUAUCCUAUUUCUGACUAUGGUGGAACAAAAUCUUUCGUAUUAAGUACAAGUUCAAUAAUCGGAGGUAGAAAUGUUUCAUUGGGGGUGGUUUUUUUAAUCGUUGCUGGUAUAUGUAUCAUAUUCACAUUUAUAUUCCUCAUUAAGAUCAUCUCUCAACCAAGAUCAAUGGGUGAUCAAACCUAUCUUCAUUUUGACGUCUCUACGGAUACAUUUGAAAAUGAAGCAAACACACCUCCAAGGGAAAUAUUAUGA
This is a messenger RNA of Vanderwaltozyma polyspora DSM 70294, 1176 nucleotides long. RefSeq names its product CDC50/LEM3 family protein. Bases 1 to 1176 code for a protein of 391 amino acids. The record is from RefSeq and is a predicted model, not a curated record. The transcript has a single exon. Lineage: Eukaryota; Fungi; Ascomycota; Saccharomycetes; Saccharomycetales; Saccharomycetaceae. Gene Ontology annotation, cellular component: Golgi apparatus; endoplasmic reticulum; plasma membrane.